Messenger RNA from Setaria italica (foxtail millet), 2077 nucleotides. RefSeq lists its product as uncharacterized. Gene Ontology annotation, biological process: nuclear pore organization. Gene Ontology annotation, molecular function: protein-macromolecule adaptor activity. The transcript is spliced from 4 exons. The coding region runs from base 163 to 1659 and encodes 498 amino acids. The record is from RefSeq and is a predicted model, not a curated record. Gene Ontology annotation, cellular component: nuclear pore transmembrane ring. NCBI's taxonomy places the organism in Eukaryota, Viridiplantae, Streptophyta, Magnoliopsida, Poales, Poaceae.
CUCACAUGGUAGCAGUCGCCACUCCGCGUGUCAACCACUUGAGCGAAGCACAAACACGCUCAAAGCAGACAAGACCGCAGCGCGAGAGGGGGAAAAAAACUCGAGAGAUUCAAAACCUCCCAAAACCCUCGCCCACCGCCGCCGCCUCCCUCCGGCGCCGCCAUGGACCGGGCCCCGCCGCGCGGCGCGCCCCGCGACGCCGUGGGCCAGCGGUGGCUCGCCGUCUUCGCCUUCCAGGCCGUCCUAUCGGCCGCCGCCUCGGCGCUCCACCUCGCGGCGUCACCGCGCGGCCGCCGCCACCCGCUCCUCGGCGUCCCCGCCGGCCUCCUCCUCGCGCUCCACCCGCUCCUGGCCUGCGCCGCCGCGGGGCUCCUCGCGCUGGCGCUCCUCCUCACCGCGUCCCCGCACCCGCGCCCUCCCCCGCUGCAGCGCCGCACGCUAGCGACCGCCCUCCUCGCCGCGGCCGGCGCGCUCUUCGUCGGCGCCGCCGCGGCGAUCCUCCCCGAGGACGCCGGGUGGGCGGCGGUCGCUGGGCUCGGAUUCCGCGGGGCCGUGCUGGGUGCCGUCUUCGCCGCGCACUACUUUGGCCGUCGGAGGUGGUUGCUCCAGUUCCCCGUCGUGCAGCGGCCUUUAUUCUACGGAUUGAAGAUGGGACUUCUGCCAUCUGGGAAAAAGUCCCUAAAAGUGUCGCUUCAGGCCUUCUGCCUUUCAUUUGCCCUGAUUUUACUCCUUCCUUGGCAAUUCAGAAACGGAGGCUCUAUUGGAAGCCAAAUACUCACUCAGAUCAGCAUUUUUAUAGUGACUGCUGGUGUUUCCUUCUGUUUGGAAAUAAGCCAUCAUUUUGUCCAGGUCGUACAUACAAGGAGGUGCAGUUUUGCUCCACCUCAGAGCACUGCCGCUGCUGAGACUAAUCCCACUGAAUUUAUCCUGGAAACAUUGGAACAAAGCGAUCCACGAUCAUUAAUACAAUAUCUUGCUUACCAAGAUUUGUGUGUGGUAUCUGAGUGUAACUUGGAACCUUGGCGCCGAGCUGCCUUCUUUGAAGAAUCUGGUGAAACAUAUAAAAGAAUUGUGACAGCUUGUUUGAAGCCACUUGAGGGGUUUUCUUCAAAAGUCGCUCAAGCCCUUGAAUACGAUCCAGAAUUGAUAUCGCAACAGUACGUACUCAUCAAUGCAUUUGAUGAUUCUCAGAUAUGCACGUGGUGUGCUCGGACAUUGGCAGGAUUAACCGCGCGCUCACGCCAGGAGGAUCGUUAUGGAGUUGCUCAGCUCACUGGCUGCAAUGCUGCCGUGAUGACUACAUUGCUAUCUGCUCUAGUGGCAAUUGAGGCAUGUUUAGGAAAGAAAACGAACCCACUGCCUGUGCACUUGGGUCCUGAAAGCAUUAGGUGGGCUCAGUUCUCCACAGUACGAACUGGCACUGGAACUGCAAUUGCAAGCAAGCAAGUUGGUUUGCACAAGAAAGCUUGUGCCAUGGCGGAUGUUCUUAGGACUUCAGUUUAUCAAAUAGUUUCUGCAUUCAUCGAUGACCUGCGAGCAAAUGCAAAACCAGCAAGUUUGGAGAAGAAUUGGAUCAGUGAAGGGAGAAAGCCUGUAUAUGGUUCCCAAGCAGUGUUGGUUCAGAAGUUGAGUUUGUUUAUUGAGUACCGUGCUGUCUGAACUAUGGUUCGUUGUCUCUUAGAUCCUUAACUGCACAUCAGAGCAUAUUUCAAGGAAAUGUUUGGAUUUUUGAACUUUGUUCAAGAACCAUUGUUUUCCUCUAGAACCAAUGAAGAUGGAUUUUUCCAUUCACAAUUUUCCGUAGGGGAUAUGGACCAUGACUAAGUGUAUUCUGGUGAGCAGCUGUGCAGAACUCUCUUCAGCAGGUUCACUGUACUCCUGGACAUUGGAAAGCGCCUCCUGUAGUUGGGAAUCCGUGCUUGUACCAUGAAUUGUAUCCUUGCAAACUAAAGUUGAGAUAUUAUAUCAUGGGAGAGGGAAAUUGUAAUAGACUUGUCUAACUUUUUUGAUGGCUUAUAGAUUUGCGACGCUGAAACUGUAACUGUGGUUUGGAAGAAAAAAAAAAGGUUUACUUCUA